UGAAGUUACAAUCGCCAUUUGUUUGAUUGCAUCUAGAUCCCGGAGAGUGGAGCAUUUGUGCACCACGACUCCAACUGGAAGCUUCUCUGGGCUGCACCAGAAAAACCCCCCGAACAGCUCCCUCGCCAGGUCUCCCCGGGAUCCGUGUUUUGCAUCGCUCCUCAAUUUGCAUUUCUUCCUCAGAUUUUCCGUGCGACGGGUUCAGCCGCUCGAAACCAGCGGGCGCUCUGCGGCUCUAUUACGACCGAGUUCAAGCUUGGCGACGGGCUAUACAUUUCAGUUUGUGCGCCUUGGUGAUAAAGACGCGUCUGGAGAUGUCGGAAGUGCUGCCUUUCAACGAAGAAAAAAUGAGUCAUUAUGGAAAUGAGGGCGACGAGGGACACCUUUCCUUCACCUGUCGUCUUCAAGACACCAACAACUUCUUCAGUGGCGCACAGAAUAAACGUCCGCCGAAACUCGGACAAAUAGGCAGGAGCAAACGGGUUGUGAUCGAGGAUGAGAAUGGCGACGACGAAGCACUGAAAAAUGGAACAGAGAAGACCCCGGCAGAGGCUUAGAGCACUUGGCUCACCACCAACCAACCCCCCCAAGACACUCUUGAAAUUUUUUAUGGCGAUAUUUACUAGUUUUAAUCCAAAGACACUGUAUAUAAGCACUUUCUCUCAUGUGGCAGCAAGCAGCACUUCCACACCCUCCUCUCCCUGUCAGUCAUGGCCAUCCGGGUGACACACACUGGCAGGGGUGGGAGAUGGCAGCGAAGGAGACCCCCAGGUGGACCCCCCCAAAACACACAAAAACACUCCCACACACACACACACACACACAAACACACACACGCCCUCGAUUACAGGGUUUCGCCAUAAAUCCAAAAGCAGAGAAGACAACGGGGAGGAGGGGGGGGCGAGAUGGAGGAAACGCUGUCGAAAUGCAGAAAUCAGGGACAGGAUACAGAUAUAAUCUAAUAUAAAACCUAAAGCACACACUUCUCCUAUAACUUACCAAGCAAACCUAUGGUACCAUUCUUUCUUCUCUUCAUUUUGAUGGAGGGCAAGUGAAUAACCGAGUUUGUAAAUAUGGAAAGGGUAGCCCAUAUUUUCUUGCACAAAGUGGGAAUCGGUAAACUGGUUUGUUUUCUGUGUUGAAGACUUUAUUUAUUAUUGAUCCUUUGGAAUAUGUCUUUUGCAGUGACUUAUGGCCCGGGGGAGUGUUUUUUGUAUGUCGAGAAAACUUUGAGCGAAUGUGAGUGAUAUUUUUUUUCACUUAAACAAUUCUUGAUGUUGCCUGAGUGUUUUUUGUUACCAUAUUUUGCAGCUAAUGAGUCAUUUAUAUACAGUGUACCUCCCACCUGUUUGUAAGCUUCCCAGGCUUUCACCUGGAUUGGUUGAUACUGUAACUUGACUGUACACACCCUAUGGAUAAACUAUUUAUAUUGCAUUGUGCAUUAUCGUGUGUGCCAAAUCUCAUGAGGGAUAUACUGUACGGGAUAACUUGUUCUUUUUUUGUGCUUUAUACAUUUACUCAUACAGUUCAGUUGUUUUGUUGGGUUGCCAUUUUUUAGGGCUCUUUUCUUAAAACACUGAAAUACCAACUCAUGCAUGGCAAAUAUGAAAUCAUGCAUGCACUGCAGAAGUUCUGAAACUCUUGUAUAUUCUUGAAGCACCUCGUAUACAGCUUUGAAUGACAAACCUCGAGAAACAGUCUUAAUUCUGCGUUGUACUGUACAAUUCACACUGAUUGGUACAGUGGCCUAAUAUCUUGUAAUAAAGAUUAUGACGAAGUAUUA
This is a messenger RNA of Xiphias gladius (swordfish), 1783 nucleotides long. RefSeq names its product calcium/calmodulin dependent protein kinase II inhibitor 1 (gene camk2n1). Bases 315 to 557 code for a protein of 80 amino acids. Gene Ontology annotation, biological process: negative regulation of protein kinase activity. The record is from RefSeq and is a predicted model, not a curated record. The transcript is spliced from 4 exons. Gene Ontology annotation, molecular function: protein kinase binding; calcium-dependent protein kinase inhibitor activity. Lineage: Eukaryota; Metazoa; Chordata; Actinopteri; Istiophoriformes; Xiphiidae.